UAAAAAGUUUUUUGGCUUUUGCCUUUUAAUUAAUACAUAACUAUUGGAACCAUAUUUUAUAAAAGCUGAGAUGAACGCGGACCUUUACAAUGAAGUUUCAAAAGUUUCACAUGAUACUCGAGCCGCAACAAAAUAUGUUGUGGAUUUCCUAUUAGACAGAAUUUGUCCUGUACUACAAAAACUUCGGUCGCAGUUACAAGCCUUAAAUGACCGCGAUUUGGAGGAAGAAAUUGUGAAAAUAAGAAAUGUUUUCCUGCUUACUUCAAGUCAGAUAAAGAAAUGUAUAGUUAACUUCUUUGAUGUCUUAAAAGUGGAACAUAAACAUGGUGAAUGUUUACAGGAAAGUCGCCAAUUUAUAUUUGAAAGGCUAUCAUGGUGCCUCACUAAGCUGUCUGCUGUUGAGAAGAACUUGGAUAGAUGUGAGCGAAAUCCUGAAGAUAGAGAGGAUCUGAGUGAGGAUGCCAUGUUUGUGACACCAAUGUAUUUUGUCAAUUGGAUUGACUACACUUUUGACAUCCUUAGCAAACUAGCUGAAAAUGUGUACAGAACAGACUAUAAGAACAAUGAUUUGGUUUAUAAUGAGUGGAAAGAAGUUAUGGUUCAGAAUGCAACUUCACUGCAUAUGUGCAUCGAUGAGCUGCUACUCUCAGCUAUGACACUGUGUAAAUAUUGUUUGGCUGAAGAUCAGACCAUUCUAAAGGCUCGCUGUCAAGUGGUCUUGAGAGAAACUAAAGCAUUAUUCAAUGAGUUAACUGACGAAGAUAUUAGUGCAAGUAUAAAAAUUACACCAGACAAUUUGAAACUGCCAAUCAAGCCUUCAAAUGUGAACAUACUAAUUGACGUUUUAAAAGAUGUGCUCUACGUCUUGGAGACCAAUACUAACACUGCGUUGUUAGCCUUGUUGAUACAUUGCUAUGUCAACUGCUCAUCUCCUGUGGAUAUUUUGAAGAACCAUUUUGACGACAAAGAACACAAUUCUUGUCCAUGCCAUUCAGCAGAUAACUCUGAUGAGAAAUGUACUAUUGUAGAAGACUUUGAUUUGUACAAUGAGAGACUUGUGCAAAUAGGAUCCUUUGCUGUGUCAUGUUCUUCGGACCAAAAAAGGAUACUGACUCUUCGAAGUUGUUUGUCAAGCCUAGAGGCUUUGGAUCCUCAUUUGGUGCCGGCAGUCAUGACCUCUCCCAAUGGGCUCCACACACAGCUCCUCAUUAACAUUUGGAAGCAGGAAGUAAUGGAGAUUAGAGACACUGUCUUCUUGAUUGUCGAUCCAGUUGCAUUUGUUGAGAAAUGUAAACAAUACAUGCAUGAACUGUUACUGGGACUGCAAAACAAGGAUAGCCAUGAUAGACAAGAAAUAUGGAUUGUGAUGAACAUAGGAACUAUGGUUUAUGACUUUUUCUCAAUUUACAAGAAGUACGAACCUGACGCCAUUGCCCCUUAUGAAGAUUUGGACAAACUUUUGGAAAAUUUAAAUAGAGCUAGCAAGGAAUGCAAGACAGUUUCGAAUUUCUUUACUACAAACGGAAACUCAUUUCUAGAAGCAGAAAUAAAAGUCAAUCAGCACAAAGUGACUUUCGAGAGUUUUAUGACUCGCAUUAAACUGCUGUACAGCAUUGUGAAAAAAAUCAAUGCAUUGCUUCAUCCAAAAGACACGGAUGAGCAAUUUUUCGGUGAGGAAGAAGCACCUGUUAAUAAAAAUUACACCCAUACAAUACAUUAUGGGGUUAACACGCAAACAUAUACCAACUGCAGAAAACCUGGGAAUAAUUUGACAAGAAGUGUCUUUGCCCGAACUAGCAACGUCCAGAGUUCUACUAGGAAUAUGUUCCUAUCAAAACUGACCAAGCAUUUACAGAUAAAAAAAAGUUUAAACGAUGAACUUAGCUUCUCUGCUCAAGUUAGUGAACUUUUCAAUGUUCAGAAAGAGAGAAAACCAUUCCCCUCAGGAAAUUUGUCAUUGAGAAAAGCGAUUUUCACCAAUAAGUGUGAAUUGCCGUUCUUGAAGAAAAUGAACAACACAUUUGAUGUGGAUGAUGAGAGGGAGAGCCAACUGCUGGAUAGAUCUGCUAGUUUGCAGAUAUCAGAAAUUCUAAAUCAAAUUAACGAUAUUACGACUACAUUUUCGAGUCCUAGAAAAUAUAUGUGGCCCAAUACGACUAAAGAUCGUGUGGAUGAAUCGUCAGCGCCUAUUCAUCAGGAAUCAUUCGGUGAUAUUUCGACGUCAAAUAUAUCAAACGAGACUCAGCCCUCGAGUAUCAACACACUUGAGAGGAUAAGCGAUUUGGACUUAGUAGAAAGUAAACUCAACAGCUUAAGAAAUUCAGAAUUUGAAACGCAUUUGUAAUAAUUAUCACAUGGUCAGAUUUUUGUAAAAUAUUUUAUAACUGAUAUCUGAUUUUAUAAUUUUUACUGAGGUUCUAAAGAACUUCUGAUUUUAAAAUAUUGAUAGUAUUAAGUUUUAAUAAUGUAUUGAUAAGUUUCCUAAUUGAUAACAUCCGUCCAUUUAGUGUUACUUUCAGUCGCCAUUUAUG
Ostrinia furnacalis (Asian corn borer) is the source of this 2531-nucleotide messenger RNA. RefSeq names its product serendipity locus protein alpha. NCBI's taxonomy places the organism in Eukaryota, Metazoa, Arthropoda, Insecta, Lepidoptera, Crambidae. The record is from RefSeq and is a predicted model, not a curated record. Gene Ontology annotation, molecular function: actin filament binding; beta-catenin binding. Gene Ontology annotation, cellular component: adherens junction; membrane; catenin complex. Gene Ontology annotation, biological process: cell-cell adhesion; cellularization; cell migration. The transcript is spliced from 9 exons. The coding region runs from base 71 to 2344 and encodes 757 amino acids.